Messenger RNA from Saccharomyces cerevisiae S288C, 606 nucleotides. It is a transcript of the gene RMP1, whose product is annotated as Rmp1p. The record is from RefSeq and is marked reviewed. Gene Ontology annotation, cellular component: membrane; ribonuclease MRP complex; cytoplasm. Gene Ontology annotation, molecular function: rRNA primary transcript binding. The transcript has a single exon. Bases 1 to 606 code for a protein of 201 amino acids. Lineage: Eukaryota; Fungi; Ascomycota; Saccharomycetes; Saccharomycetales; Saccharomycetaceae.
AUGGAUGAGAUGGAUAAUGUGAUACGAUCUCUGGAGCAAGAAUAUCGGUUAAUAUUGCUCUUGAACCAUAGGAACAAAAAUCAACAUAGAGCGGCUAGCUGGUAUGGAUCGUUCAAUGAGAUGAAAAGAAAUUGUGGACAAAUAAUAACGCUUUUUAGCUCGAGAAGAUUACAAGCCAAACGCCUUAAAGAUGUUGAAUGGGUCAAGUUGCACAGGCUAUUACAGAGAGCACUUUUUAGACAGUUAAAGAGAUGGUACUGGCAGUUCAAUGGCGUAAUUGCGCUGGGACAAUUUGUAACGUUGGGUUGUACACUAGUAACAUUGCUGGCAAAUGUGAGGGCACUGUAUAUGAGAUUAUGGGAGAUUAAUGAAACUGAGUUUAUAAGAUGUGGAUGCUUAAUAAAGAACUUACCGAGAACAAAAGCAAAAUCGGUUGUGAACGAUGUCGAAGAACUUGGAGAAAUUAUAGAUGAAGAUAUUGGCAACAACGUUCAAGAAAACGAACUAGUGAUAACGUCUAUACCAAAGCCUCUGACAGAGAACUGUAAGAAGAAAAAGAAAAGGAAAAAGAAGAACAAAUCAGCCAUUGAUGGCAUAUUCGGAUAA